GAAGCAGCGGGAAGGAGGCGGCGGCUGCCCCGAUUUGUUUGUAAAUGCAUCAUAAACAGACAGCCCAGAAUGAAGAAAGCAAGCAGGAGUGUUGGCUCAGUGCCCAAAGUGCCUGGAGUAAAUAAAGCUCAAACAAGUGAAAAAGCCAAACCAGAAAACGGCUCCUCAGUGUCUGCAGUAACAAAACUCUCCAAAACCGGGACAACAGCAUCUCUUUUGAAGACUAAGAGUAAUGAUGACCUCUUAGCAGGGAUGGCUGGUGGUGGUGGAGUGACAAUGACCAACGGUGUCAAGGCCAAGAAGAACUCUUGUGUAUCAACAGCAUCUUCAGCUCCAGGGACAGCCAUGAACAGUCUGGAAAACAAACCCAAAACUAUUGCAGGUCCAAGUUCCACAGCUAAGCGUGGCACUUCAUGUGGCAAUAAAGAGUCGAGCUCUUCUCGAGAGAGGAUGAGGGAUCGAUCCCGUGUGAGCCAGAGCAAGAAGCAGCCGGCGGCAGGACAGGGCCCCGGUGACGCCGUGCUGGCAAAGCGCUCCCGCAGCCGCGCCGACGCCGAUGGCCGCAUGAGCAAGUCCAAGUCAGACAACCAGAUCAGCGACAAAGCUGCACUGGAGGCUAAGGUGAACGAUCUCCUGACCUUAGCCAAAACUAAAGAUGUGGAAAUCUUGCAUCUGAGGAAUGAAUUAAGGGACAUGCGUGCUCAGCUGGGACUCAACGAAGAUCAUCUUGAAGGGGAUGAAAAAUCUGAGGAGAAAGAAGCCAUUGUUGUCCAUCAGCCAACUGAUGUAGAGUCUACACUGCUCCAGUUACAGGAACAAAACACUGCCAUCCGAGAAGAGCUCAACCAGCUGAAGAAUGAGAAUCGAAUGCUAAAAGACAGACUAAAUGCUUUGGGCUUUUCUUUGGAACAAAGGCUGGACAACUCUGAAAAGCUCUUUGGCUAUCAGUCUUUGAGCCCAGAGAUUACAGCUGGCAACCACAGCGAUGGUGGGGGCACUCUGACAUCUUCAGUGGAAGGUUCUGCUCCUGGAUCGAUGGAAGACUUGUUAAGUCAGGAUGAAAACACUCUCAUGGACAACCAACACAGUAAUUCCAUGGAUAAUUUAGACAGUGAGUGCAGUGAAGUUUAUCAGCCACUGACAUCAAGUGAUGAUGCCUUAGAUGCUCCAUCAUCUUCAGAAUCUGAAGGAGUACCCAGUAUAGAAAGGUCUAGGAAGGGAAGCAGUGGCAAUGCAAGUGAAGUGUCCGUGGCUUGUCUGACGGAACGGAUCCAUCAGAUGGAAGAGAACCAGCACAGUACAGCUGAAGAGCUCCAAGCCACGCUUCAAGAGCUUGCAGAUCUGCAGCAAAUAACACAAGAGCUGAACAGCGAGAAUGAAAGACUCGGAGAGGAAAAAGUAAUCCUGAUGGAGUCUUUGUGCCAGCAGAGUGACAAGCUGGAACACUUCAGCCGUCAGAUCGAGUAUUUCCGGUCCCUUUUGGAUGAACACCACAUUUCCUAUGUGAUUGAUGAAGACAUGAAGAGUGGGCGCUACAUGGAGCUGGAGCAGCGCUACAUGGAGCUGGCAGAGAACGCUCGCUUCGAGAGGGAGCAGCUGCUGGGGGUUCAGCAGCACUUGAGCAACACCCUGAAGAUGGCAGAGCAAGACAACAAGGAGGCCCAAGAAAUGAUAGGGGCAUUAAAAGAAAGGAAUCACCACAUGGAACGGAUUAUUGAGUCAGAGCAGAAAAGCAAAACAGCUCUGGCAUCUACCUUAGAGGAGUACAAAGCCACAGUAGCCAGUGACCAGAUUGAGAUGAACAGGCUGAAAGCUCAGCUAGAGCACGAAAAGCAGAGAGUGGCCGAGUUGUAUUCUAUACACAACUCUGGAGAUAAAUCAGAUAUACAGGACCUGCUGGAGAGUGUCAGGCUGGAUAAGGAGAAGGCAGAGACCUUGGCCAGUGGUCUGCAGGAAGAGCUGGCACACACCCGCAAUGACGCCAAUCGAUUGCAAGAUGCCAUUGCUAAGGUUGAAGAUGAAUAUCGAGUGUUCCAAGAAGAAGCCAAGAAACAAAUUGAGGAUCUCAAUGUGACUCUAGAAAAGCUUCGGACAGAACUGGAUGAAAAAGAGACUGAGAGGAGUGACAUGAAAGAAACCAUCUUUGAGUUGGAGGAUGAGGUAGAGCAGCACCGUGCUGUGAAGCUUCAUGACAAUCUUAUCAUAUCUGAUUUGGAAAAUACAGUUAAAAAACUUCAGGAUCAAAAGCAUGACAUGGAAAGAGAGAUCAAGAAUCUUCACAGGAGACUCCGGGAGGAGUCAGCAGAAUGGCGUCAGUUCCAGGCAGACCUGCAGACUGCAGUGGUUAUAGCCAAUGAUAUCAAGUCUGAGGCCCAGGAGGAGAUCGGGGACCUGAAGCGCAGAUUGCACGAAGCGCAGGAGAAAAACGAGAAACUCACCAAGGAGCUGGAGGAGAUCAAGUCACGCAAGCAGGAAGAAGAACGUGGUCGAGUGUACAAUUACAUGAAUGCAGUAGAGAGAGAUUUGGCAGCUCUGAGACAAGGAAUGGGCCUGAGCCGCAGAUCCUCCACCUCCUCGGAGCCAACUCCCACUGUGAAAACGCUCAUCAAGUCCUUUGACAGUGCCUCCUCCCAAGUUCCAAGCCCUGCUGCUGCCACAAUUCCACGCACUCCCCUGAGCCCAAGUCCCAUGAAAACUCCCCCAGCUGCUGCUGUAUCCCCUAUGCAGAGGCAUUCCAUAAGUGGGCCAAUCUCAGCUUCAAAACCUCUUGCUACACUGACAGACAAAAGACCAAGCUAUGCAGAAAUUCCUGUUCAAGAGCAUUUGUUGAGAACCUCCUCCACCAGCCGGCCAGCCUCUCUGCCCAGAGUCCCUGCUAUGGAAAGUGCCAAAUCUAUCUCAGUGUCUCGAAGAAGUAGUGAAGAAAUGAAGAGGGACAUCAGUGCACCUGAUGGGGCAUCCCCAGCAUCUCUCAUGGCAAUGGGUACCACCUCACCACAGCUGUCCCUCUCAUCUUCUCCUACAGCAUCAGUCACUCCUACAACCAGAAGCAGAAUAAGGGAAGAGAGGAAAGAUCCCUUGUCUGCCCUGGCAAGAGAAUAUGGAGGCUCCAAGAGGAACGCCCUGCUGAAGUGGUGCCAGAAGAAAACAGAGGGCUACCAGAAUAUUGACAUCACAAACUUCAGCAGCAGCUGGAAUGAUGGCCUGGCUUUCUGUGCAGUUCUCCACACUUACCUCCCAGCCCAUAUUCCCUAUCAAGAACUGAACAGCCAGGACAAGAGAAGAAAUUUCACUUUGGCUUUUCAGGCAGCUGAAAGUGUUGGCAUCAAAUCUACUCUGGACAUCAAUGAAAUGGUGCGAACUGAGCGUCCAGACUGGCAGAAUGUCAUGCUGUAUGUUACAGCAAUUUACAAAUACUUUGAAACCUGAACCCUAAUCAUUCGACAGAUCCAUGGGAUACAACCAACAUGAGCUACCAGAUGGAAAUCUUACUGAAAUGCUAAUCCCCAUUUCACUGAAAACUGGCAACAUUUGAGUCCCCUCAAACUUCAGUGACACUAUCUUGGAUUGCCUCAGAUUGCUUCAGCUACUAAGCAUGGAAACAACUGUUUAAGAGCAAGAACUUGUUGCCACAGUGCUUGGAAUAACCCAAGUUAUUAAGCUAUUCAGAUUAAUUAUGUAGCCUAAAGAGCCUGAACUACUUCUGUGCUGCCUCUCCAGUCAGACUUCCUGAAACUUUCUUUGCUGGGAGAGUGAGGUGAAUGCUUCCUCUGGCAUAUAGGAGACUGAAUGUACAGAUAAAGCUUUGAGAAGGAAAAGGAUUACAUGGCAUCAUAUUACUGAACUUUCUGUAGCAUCCAGAUUCCACAGACUCUGAAUAUUCUACCCACAGCAUAUGGUAGUCCAAUAUAGUAGAUUUCUUAAUGGUAAUUUAGUUAUUGCCUAUACAGCUAUUUUCCAUCCUUUAAAAUGUGCACAAUAUUCCAGGAAAACAAGCUUUGAUUCCAUAAUGACAAAUUGAGGGGAAAAGUGCUCUUGAUACCUCGAAAAAUCUGGCACAGAAGAAGACUUCAUUCUAAAGCUUCAUUAUAAGCCUACCUCUGUCACAGUGAUGUGGCUUUCAUCUUUAUCUUAUGGAUUGUAAAGACUAGCACAUGCAGCUCCUGCCUUCCAGGGUACACUACACUUCAAGGAAUCUGUGCAAAGUCCCUGUGCUUCCACUCUAACAGAAAUGAAUCAAUGAUCACCCCUUGUCUGGCUUGUUCUUUGCUCUCUUCCUCCUUUGCCCACCCCGGGCUUCCCUCUACAGCAAUACGAGCACACCUUGUGGGUAUCUGGGGUAGAAGUUUGGAACUGGGAUAGCUUUUCUUCUGCAGAGAAGAUACUGUUAAUCAGAUGUAACAAUGAAGUAGUUUGUCUCAAAAUCCAGCUUUGCCAUGUUUUCUGUGUGUUUUUCAUUGGUCUUGCACAUCCUCAUCUGAGUGACAGAAGGUGAGAUGUUCUCUGGGAAGGACUAUGGAGGAACUGAUGUAAUUGUGUACACCCAGCAGUCUCAACUAUUGCGUGGAAAUGACUCACUGUCACAAGGAAGGAAUUGAGAAACUUUAGUCUGCUCAACUACUUUUUUUUUUUUCUUUUUUUUUUUCCCUGAAAAUGUACCUGAAUUCAUUUAGCAGCUCUUGGGCAGAAGAGUUUAAGUGCCUUAGCGAUCAUUGAGUUGAUAGUGCUGGCACUUCAGGCCUGCUGUGGAAUGUUAAUGGCUCCCAACGGUUUCAUGGCUCCAUUUGUCACGAGCUGUGUGUUGUAAUCUUGUUUGUCAAAUCGAGGGGAGACUUCACUCCCUCACUGCUUCUGCCUCUUGCUUUUCUGAGCACUUACCAGCAGUCCAGCCAUGGAGCAUCUCAUUAAUAUUAAGCAGAAGCCGACUUGAGCAGUGAUUCUGUAACAGCUGCUAUUUAUAAGCACAGGCUUUUUCAGCAGUAACCCCACUGUAAAGAAAAUAAAUCUGUUCUAUGGUGCUCUUA
This is a messenger RNA of Sturnus vulgaris (Common starling), 5024 nucleotides long. RefSeq names its product sperm antigen with calponin homology and coiled-coil domains 1 like (gene SPECC1L). The record is from RefSeq and is a predicted model, not a curated record. NCBI's taxonomy places the organism in Eukaryota, Metazoa, Chordata, Aves, Passeriformes, Sturnidae. Gene Ontology annotation, molecular function: protein binding.